Messenger RNA from Pecten maximus, 4826 nucleotides. RefSeq lists its product as uncharacterized. NCBI's taxonomy places the organism in Eukaryota, Metazoa, Mollusca, Bivalvia, Pectinida, Pectinidae. The record is from RefSeq and is a predicted model, not a curated record.
AAGCCAGCACUGUGUAUUUUUGGCAGUGUUGUUGUAUGAGCCCCACCAAUGUGCGACCCCCCGCCACAGUGAAAACCGAUCUCCGUUCUGACUAACCGAACGCCUCCAUAUAUGGCACACGGAGGCCACAAAAUCUGCGUUUUAUCUCAUGAACUCCCGAUUUUACACAAAUUUGGCAACAUGUGUUGUGGUUUUACCACAGCCAGUUUGCAAGGCACGUCUCUGACAAAAGUUUGGAGACUUUUGAAAAGUUCUGGUAUUCUCUUCUGUUGUUGAUCAGCUGAUCGACUGGUUGUGGAGUUCAGAUAUAUUGUAUACACAUACAGUAGGAACUACCACAAAGGGAAUAUAUUUCUAUGGAUAUUGCAUUGGAUUAUAUUUUAACGGUCAUAUACAUCUGACAAUGGAUUGGAGAUCAUCAAUGGCUAUUAUCGAUAUCGGUGGAAAGAGGAUGUUGUACGACGACGAGUUCCAUUGUUAUUGUUGAUAUAUCGUCAUUCGAGGAGUAACUGGAGUUUUAAGAUUUUCUGUGAUUUAUAAAUAAUAUUGUUUAUUCGCUAUGUCUCACCGGAGGAAAAAUGCCCACCCCCUGAACAAGCAGAAACGGAUUGGUAGUGUGGUGGACAGAGUGUUAGCCGCCAAAACACGAGAAUACGCCUUAUUGUCCGGCGAGAAAGAACCCGUAUCACAACCAGGCACAGUAGAACAAAUUCUCAAGUCAAAUGAAAGCCUAUCGACCAAUCGGAUGUCGCCGGCUGUGUCCACAGACGGUUCCAGCCAAUCAUCUUUCAGCACCUUGCUUGAUUCAUCCAAUCAGAAUAUUGCUAUCCCGGAUGACCUCUUUAAGGACUUUCAGGCUCUGAAGAGUGCCACUCAUCUCGAUACAACCGAAUUGAUGAGAAAAUUGUUGAAGGAAUAUACAAGUGGAACCGAAUCGGAUGCAGAGGGCGCCAGCAGCACCGAUAACCGGAAGUCACCCGGUAUGGAACAAAAUCAAGACGUUUCAAGCCUCUCCGAGUAUUAUAAAACCGAACCAGUUGACGUCACGAAAUCCGAAACAGAUCUUGCCUAUCAGCCUGAUGUCAACGAACCUCUUGAUCUAUCCACUAUCAAAACGGAGAAAGAGGACAAAUAUACUGGCUUUUGUACUGGAAUAACCCCAGCGUCAUUGAACCGUGACUCAGCACAACAGGUCAACGUUCGUCAGGGGUCAACUCUCUUCCCCACUAACAUUGAGACACAGAAAUCACAACCCUAUUUUGGAGCCGGAAGUCCUGGUGUGAUCUUGUAUCCGUUUUUUGGUUCCGGUCCGGGAGCGGAAUACCCGUUAGCUGUUCCGGGAACUUCCAUGAAGGUUCCGACCGUAAUGCACCCGUCAGUGCAGGGCGAUCGCGAACAAACGGUAAACCUUAAUGUGGAAUCUCCGGAGCAACUGCACGAGACCAGCCCAACCGUACAGACGGAAAAUAAUUUUCCAUCAGAGAACAAUUACAGAGAAGUUCAAUUUCAAAACGGGUCAGUUAAAAUCAAAGGUACUAAGUUACAUCCGGAAAUUCAAGUUGGUGAUUUGCAAGAAAGUGGCCAAAAUAUCCCUGUCGAAAAUGAACACAGUUCUAUACAGUUUCAAAACAUAUCUCCAAAACUGGUGACGAAUGUCACUAACGCAGAAUCCGGCGCUGUUGUCAUGCCAACAGACGCGACUCCAGUACCAAUAGCAGCCAUUCCGACAACUCGGGAAAUGAUGCAAAAUUUGUCGCCUAUCCAACAACCAUCCCCUCAAAUUGCUGGCGUUCUGCCGACGCCAAUGACUCAAACUGAUCUUUCAAAUAUGACAUUCGCCGAGAACUAUGCAGCAGCAACGGCUCAAUAUCAAAUGCAGGAAUUUCAAAAGCCAACAAAAGUGUCGGGGAAAUCUCCCAAGAAUUUAAACAAAAAAUCUGGACAAAUGAAGCUAAUAGCCGAGAACACUUCCCAUCACGGUGUUUAUACAAGUGUGUUAAAAUUACCCUGGAGUAGGCGGACGCGUACACCGAAGGCGGAUAACGGUGAAAAAAGCAGCCAGCAACAGCAAAAACUGCUUCUAAAACAACAGCAGUUACAACAACAACAACAGCAGCAACAGUUGCUACAGCAGCAGCAACAACAAGCGCAGCAGCCACUCAUGUUGCUUCCUGUUGCCACAACAAAUUUACCAUCCUCCCAAGCGGGAGUUUUUAUUCCCGCCACAAACUUUACAAUGCCGACAGUCGCUUCUCAUCCUUCAGAUUCGUCUGCUAUGAGUGGCCCUUUGACUUCGACCGUUACAACGCCAGCGGUCACGCCCAUAACCACGCCUACUUCCACCCAGCCGAUGAUGAUGGUGUACCCCAAUGCCACAUUUGGCACUGUGAAUAAACCCGUGCGGAAACGAGGCCGUCCACCGAAGGUUCCCGUGUUAGCCCGUAUGUUAGCCGAGGCAAACAAAAGAGCCGCUUUAGAUAUGCAACAAAUACCAAACUUUUUUCAAAACUUUCCAGCAUGUCAACAACCGGCGGCUAUUGUUUUGAAUGUGAAUAAUAUGGUCAAUCCGGCUGUACCUGGGUCAAUUACAACACUAAACCCUGUGACAUCAUCCUCGGCAAUACCAAAUAAUCCGCCCGCUGUCGUCACCGCGCCAACAGACACGGUCCCUAUUGAACAGAUCCCAAUUCAGCAUCACACUCUCGAUCUACAGCAGCCAUUGCCCGUGUUGUCGGGUCAGAUACCCAUUCAGCAAGUCCAAACACCGGAUGUAGUUACCCCAGCGUCGAUAGCACAUAGCUUGGAGAACGAUCCACGGUACAGAACUUUGUCACAUGCAGAGGUUUCCGGUCAGACUCUGUCGAAACCUUCACCAGAUCUGAUGCCAAAACCUCCGCAGCCCCCACAGCCAGAAUUAAAGACUUUGUCGAGUACAAGUGUCUCAAGUAACGACAAUGGCGCCCUCUACCAAGAAAUGAUUCUUUCAUCUAAAGCGUUGGUGAAUGUGAAACCGAGGCGACGUCAGACAACUACUGAACUCCUUAAAUCGAAAUCUGGGGCCGACAGUUUUAUAUGUACCUCAUUCCGCCUCCGAUCGUUACCGGGGAAGGCAAAAGAGAAAAGAACCGCUGUGGUCACCGGUAUGAAACGUCGAGGUCGACCGCCAAAACGGAGACUUAUGGGAAUGUUUGACCAUCAGAUUGACGGCAUGGGCAAGAAAACAACUGACCAGCUGCCGUCACAAAUUCCGAUCUCAGAUUCGCAAACCAUUGCACAGUUGUACGGUGAGUCAAACCUCGACGCCUUGCAUUCACCAACAGAGAUAGGACAAACUAGCCUUAAUCUGACUGCAGGAGAUGACCUUGACCGUUGUCCCAGAAGUUUGAGCAACUCUGAGGAACCGCGUCUGUUUGACGGCGAAAUUGACAGUAACUAUGACAACCCGUUGUUAGCUAACCAGUUCGGUGUGGAAGGUUCCCUGUCAGAUGGAUGUUUGCCUCAAGAUCCAACUCAGGGACGCUUCAUUUUCUCUAGCGAUGACGAUGAAGCUCGUUUGAACCGAGAACAAAAACUUAGUUUGGGUUCAGACCUUGAUCGUGACGAUAGCUCCAACGAGGAUAACGAUUGUCUAUCCAACGAUAUGUUUUCGAAGCUUUUCCACUGCAAAGUGUGCAAUGAAAUCAUACCAGUUGAAAAGAAAAAUGAACACUGGGAAAAGCAUGCGCGUGUUAAAGUUAAGUGUGUCACGUGUUCCGCCUUAUGUCACAAGUUCUUGACCAAGGAACAAAUGGCGUCCGAUUCGGCGCGGGAGAAUCUCCAAUGUGACAAUUGUGAAAGGUCAACAGAGAUGGACGUCGCUGACCAUUCUCUUUCCACGGUUGUCCAGUGUGAAAUUUGUCAGGAGAGUUUCCCCGACGGAAGGACAUUAAAACGACACAUAAAGGUAGAACAUCCGGGCACGUAUGCUCUGCAGAAAGCAAAGCUGAUGAGCAUAAGAAAACACACGGAUGACCACCAGCAGCCGAAUCCGAAAUCUCACGAACUUAAAGUCUACUGGUGUCCCGUUGAGGAAUGCCAGAAAAAGUUCUAUUCGAAGUUUCGUAUCAAACUGCACAUGAAGAAAUGGCAUACAAACAGACAAGGAUCGCCAUCUUCUGGUGGGGAGGGAGGUAAAAAGAAGGGCCGUGGCCAAUAUAGGCAAUUCAAUGUGAAAGGCUAUACAUGUUCGUGGCCCGGAUGUGAUGAAGAAUUUCAGACUGAGCGAAACCUAAAAGUACAUCUCUUGCUUCACAGAGACGAGAAACCUCUGAAGUGUGACUUCUGUGACUAUCGAUGUCGUCAGAGGACGGCACUUGGGUGGCACACACGUAAACACCACCCAGAAGCUUCAAACGUCCUCAUGACUUAUACACAAUCAGGUUCAGCGGAAAGCUCUGAACCUGGGGAGGAAAACGGUGUUGAGUAAUAAGGACAACCGAACCAAUACUUGUAAUUCUGAAAACCGGUCAUAUAUAUCGCUACAGAAAUAAUUCCACAUUAGUUCGCGAGAAAACCUUAUCACGAAUUCAAACAUUCGCGAACUUGGCUUGGAAAUCAAGAUAUACUUUAAAGUAUGUGAUUAAGCACCUUAUCAUGUUUAUUCGUGUUUCUAUGAUCGUGUUGUCAUGCCACGGGAGAUAAAAACGAAACGAUAUUUCAUGGACUUUACUAUGUUACCAUAAACCACGACCUAUAGAUAUUUAGGUUCUGGCAUCUGUGAUUUUGCAUGACAACACAGACUCAGGGAAAUUGUCUGCUGCUCGCAAAUUAAAAUUUUAAAUAAAUCA